Molecule: messenger RNA, 1340 nt
Organism: Phyllostomus discolor (pale spear-nosed bat)
Lineage: Eukaryota; Metazoa; Chordata; Mammalia; Chiroptera; Phyllostomidae
Gene: BEAN1
Product: brain expressed associated with NEDD4 1
Exons: 5
Coding region: 1-1254 (417 amino acids)
Source: RefSeq, a predicted model, not a curated record
AUGAGCGUGAAAUUUGGGUAUGCAGAGGUGCGAGGAGGGACGACUCGCAGGGCAGCAGGGACCGCGGAGGAAGGUGCGUGGCGGGCGCUGCGCUGCGCCGCGGUUCGGCACCCUCAGUGUCCUCUCUCUUCGCUCCUGACAGACCGCUUCAACCGCACCGGCCACUCCCACCUCACCUCCCUGGACAGCUCGGACUACAGCAGCGUGCUCGUGUCUCCCGUGCUGGUGGCCAGCGCGGUCAUAGGCAUGGUCGUCGCCAUCUCCUGCGUCACCAUCAUCGUGGGCAGCCUCCGCCGGGACAGCCAGGGCGGGUCCCAGCAGUCCCGCCGCCGCCGCCGAGAGUUCGAGGACAGCCAAGGUGAGUGGCUGUCCGUCCCAGGGCCGGCACUCCUGUCCAGUUGUGACUGUAACCCUGGAGGCAUCAAGGAGGUGGCUGCUCUGCCGUGGGAAGGGGAGGGUGGUCGGGGAAGGCAUCCUCACAGGCUUAGGUGGUCCGAAAGAGCUCACAGGUGCCCACCACAGUGCACUCGGGGGCAGGAGAAGCCCCCGAGGCUGUCUGCCAAGGGCGGGGCUGAAGGUCAGAGGGAAGACAGUGCCAGCCGGGCCUUGCAGAGCUCCCCUCCAGCAGGCCGCCCCCACCCCACCCAGCAGGGCCAGCUCUGCUCCCUCUCUGGGGCCCCACGCCCGGCUCAGGGUUGGUGCUGGCAUUCUAGGGCUGCCACUGAGGGGAAUCUGUGCUUGGUGAGGAGCGGGAUGGUGAGCUGGAGAGAACAGAGUCUCUGGGGCCUCAGGCAAAUGUGUGAGGGCUCUUCCCGGCCCCAGCCUGAGGCCCAGGCCAAAUGUCUGACCCCUGCAGACUCGGAGGAGUCCUCGUACUGGAGCCGCGGGGUGCGCUACGCCUGCAGCCUUGUGGGGGACUGGCCGCCACCCACGGACCUGAGCGCUGGCGAGGAGGCGAACGCCAUGGUGCUCCGGGAGCUGUACACAGAUUCCCCACCCGGCUACGAGGAGUGCACGGGGCCAGGAGCCACUCAGGUGUACCUCCCCACGGACGCGCCUCCACCCUACUCGCUGACCGACGCCAACCCCGGAGGCUGCCAGCAGGCGCAGAGCGGCCCCCGCACCGUCUCCAUGGAUGCCCUGCCCACUUACGAGGCUGUGUGUGAGGUCCACCCUCCAUCGAGCCUGCUGCCACUGCCAGGCCCGGAGCCGGGGCCGAGGAGCCCCCCGGGCUCGCCCGGGAGGGUUGUGUGAACGCCAGCAGGCCACGUCCUGCCAGUCCCUGAGGGCUGAGCAAGACCUUACAGGCACACAGGGGAGCACGUGCACGCACACGCACA